AUGCAACAAAAACGCACGGAAAAAGACACAGCACGUCCAAAGUCCAAGAUAUGAUAAUAUUAAUUCAUAAUAGUUAAUAGCUUAGCUAUACUUUCGCUCAUAACAUCCGACCUGGUGCAGGAUUUUUUAGGAUAUUAUUAUGUGAUACAAGUGUAUUUCCAUAACGAUAGGAAUGUCAUCGAAAACGGGCCUCUUGACAGCGGUUCACCUGGCCAAUAUCACCAGCACUUUGGACGCCACUCGCAAGUAUGCACUGGGAACUCUCUACCUACAGUUACAUCCCCGGUUCCAGGAUGUGGCAAAACCAACUGCUUUCAGCAAAUUUAUUGCCACUGUGUAUCAAAGUUCACCAAAGGUGCUCGGUCCAGGGGUGGACCUACGAAUACUGAUUAGUUCUCUCAAAUCGAAGGAGAUUGUUCCGGUGAAUCGCCGAAUUGAUUACCUCUUUUCCGAUUACUGCCUUGAUCCGCACUUGGAUGGAUUGGAUGUGGCGAGGUUCUACCCUGGCGCCAGUGUGAUCGAACUUGGAACGCAGCCCUUCUCGAUCGACGCCAAUGGAUUGACCGAUUCUAGUGAAACUUAUAAAAAUGUCGUUCUUGGUGGGACGUUCGAUCGAAUCCAUGCCGGGCACAAGGUUCUACUCUCGCAAGCGGCCCUUCUGGCAGAGGAACGGUUGGUCGUUGGCGUGACCGACGAGAAUAUGAUCAAGAGCAAAAAGCUGUGGGAGCUGAUUCAGCCAACCGAACGGAGAAUCGAAGAUGUUCGGGCGUUUCUCGAGGACGUGGAUCGAACCUUGCGGUACGAAGUCGUUCCCAUUAGCGACCCGUUCGGACCGACGGCUACGGAUCCGAAUAUGGACCUCAUCGUCGUCAGCACGGAAACGGCUCGUGGUGGCGCCAAGGUGAACGAACUUCGCGCCAAAAAUGGACUCAAUCAGCUGCGGGUACGCACGAUCGAUCUACUGGACGAUGAACUUACGGAGGAAGAUAAGGAAGACAAGAUCAGUUCCAGCAACAUGCGGAUGGAUCUGUUGGGAACUCGUCUCAAACCGCGUGACUUGAAACCACACCUCAGUCCGAAACCGUACAUUAUCGGACUUGUUGGAGGUGUUGCCGCUGGGAAGAGCAAGAUGGCGGAGCGUUUUGCAAAACUUGGCGCUGGAGUGAUCGAUUGCGACAAGAUCGCCCACGAGCUGUACGAACCGGGCGAGGAUUGCUACCAAACGGUGAUCAACAAUUUCGGCGUGGGCAUUUUGAACGAGGACAAAACGAUCCACCGGAAGGCUUUGGGCGCGAUUGUUUUCUCCGAUCCGGACAAGUUGGAUCUACUGAACACGAUUCUGUGGGACGCCAUUUUGGAGCGGACCAAGCUGCGCAUCAAGGAAAUAUACGAGAAGCAGAACAAACAGAUUAUUAUCAUGGAAGCGGCCGUUUUGCUGCGAGCCGGGUGGCAAAACGCAUGCCACGAGAUUUGGUCCUGCAUUAUUCCCCGCGAAGAAGCAAUUCAGCGGCUGAUGGAUAGGAACGGGUUAACGGAAGAGGAAGCGGACAAAAGGAUCAAGGCACAAGUUAGCAAUACCGAACUGGUGCAGAAUUCGGAUAUCGUGUUUUGCACGGCUUGGAGUUAUGAAUAUUCGCAGAAACAAGCCGAAAAAGUUUGGACAGAUUUGGUAGAAGAGCUGAAAUUGAAGCUGUGAAUUUUAUUGUUGACGGAAUAAAUGUUAUAAGGUUUUGGGA
Aedes aegypti (yellow fever mosquito) is the source of this 1736-nucleotide messenger RNA. RefSeq names its product bifunctional coenzyme A synthase (gene Ppat-Dpck). Gene Ontology annotation, biological process: coenzyme A biosynthetic process. The transcript has 2 exons. The record is from RefSeq and is a predicted model, not a curated record. NCBI's taxonomy places the organism in Eukaryota, Metazoa, Arthropoda, Insecta, Diptera, Culicidae. Bases 173 to 1696 code for a protein of 507 amino acids. Gene Ontology annotation, molecular function: dephospho-CoA kinase activity; ATP binding.